Molecule: messenger RNA, 1998 nt
Organism: Fraxinus pennsylvanica
Lineage: Eukaryota; Viridiplantae; Streptophyta; Magnoliopsida; Lamiales; Oleaceae
Source: the annotation of a GenBank genome assembly
AUGGGGAGAAGAUUAAGCAUGCAAGAAAAGGUCGACCAGGGUCAUGCAAUACUAAAUCAAUUGGAGAGAGCCUGCUUAUUGGAAAGUGAUUCAGAUAGACAUUUAAAGAUGCAUGAUUUAAUCAGAGACAUGGCAAUAUGGAUCACUCAAGAUAACCCGAGGUACAUGGUAAAAGCUGGACUUCAAUUAGAGGAAUUACCAGAGGAGCGAGAGUGGACAGAGGAUUUGGAUAAGGUUUCCUUGAUGUUCAACAAUAUAGAGGAAAUUUCAUCUGGCACUUCACCCAAGUGUCCAAGUCUUUCCACCUUGAUCUUGAUGGCCAAUCCUCUGCGGUCGAUUCCAGAAUGUUUCUUUAAGCAUAUGUGUGGGUUACGCACUCUCAAUUUAAGUGAAACUCGGAUUGGGUACUUGCCGAAGUCCAUAUCAGACUUGGAGAAACUUGAUGCAUUAUUGCUCAAAAAGUGUUCGGAUCUGGUAUCAGUGCCAUCAUUGGAAAAGCUCAAGGAAUUGAGACAUUUGGACCUCGAACGUACUGCUAUUGUAAAAGUACCCCAAGGUAUGGAAAGCUUAACCAACCUCAAACACUUAAGCUUGUUUUGUAGUCGCUUAAAGAUGAUACCGACGGGGACUUUGCAUAGACUCACACAUCUUCAGCAACUCAAGUUGCCAUAUAAUUUAGAUGCACCAAUAGAAGAUGUUGAGGCAUUGAAACAGUUGGAAGCAUUUGAAGGCAGGUUAAAUAGCGCACGUGAUUUGAAUCGGUUCAUCAACUCAAAACAAAUUGACAAGCUUUUCUACAAUAUUUGUAUAGGUACUGAAUGCUCAUCAUAUAUUUUUAGAGAAAGGUUAGAUAGGCCCAAUUUACGAAAUAAAUAUAUAAGCUUUGGAAAGGACAGUCUCAUGGAAUCCUCUUUAGACACGGAUGAGAAUAUGCUGCCACGAGAUGUCGAGAGUUUACUGUUCGAAACUAGUGGCUUGAGUGGUUGCUUAUUAGAUGAAUUUCCAAGUUUAAAUUAUGAUAGAGAUUUAAAAGAAUGCCAUAUACAUGGCGAGGAUAAAAUAGAGUGCAUUAUGAGGUCUAGUACUGGGGUCCCAUUCCAAAGCCUUGAAAGGUUGCAACUGUGUGACUUGCCAAAUUUAAUUGGUCUCUUCAAGUGGGAAGCAGUUGCACCUCUUCCACCUGGCACAUUUUCCUCUCUCAGGAAGUUGGAGAUUAAAAGGUGUGAUAAAAUCAAGAAGCUUUUCCCUCAGAGUUUGGUACAUAAUUUCCAUAACCUCCAAUAUUUAUCUGUCUCUAGGUGUUAUCAAAUGGAGGAGAUAAUAGGAGAUGACAACAAUGAAGGAGCUGAUAUCGCAUUGUCAAUGUUAGAGGACGAACAACAGUCUAGUAGUACUGGGGUCCCAUUCCAAAGCCUUGAAAAGUUGGAACUGCGUUGGUUGCCAAAUUUAAUUGGUCUCUUCAAGUGGGAAGCAGUUGUACCUCUUCCACCUGGCACAUUUUCCUCGCUCAAAAGUUUGACUAUUGGCUAUUGUGGUAAAAUGGAGAAGCUGUUCCCUCAGAGUUCAGUACAUAAUUUCUAUUACCUCCAAUCAUUACAUGUCUAUUGGUGUGAUCAAAUGGAGGAGAUAAUAGAAGAUGACAAUAAUGAAGGAGCUGAUAUCACAUUGCCAAUGUUAAAGAAAUUGACUCUGAGGCAUCUGCCACAAGUAUUGUGUCUGGAGAAUCUGCUACAACUAAAUAGCAUCUGCAAGGGAAAGAUGAUUUGUGAUUCCAUUGAGAAAAUUCUUUUGGUGCGCAUAGAAAAUAUAAAGAAAUUCCCUUUAAAUUUACCGCUUCUCCAUGGACAACUAUCUCCUCCCCCAUGUCUUACAUCAAUCGAUGUGCGCAGCUUGAAAGGAGGAUGGUGGGAAUCAUUGGAGUGGGACCAUCACAGUGCCAAAAAUGUCCUUCAACCCUUUGUUAGACAGACUUGCACCUACAAACAGAGAAAUGCAUAA